Molecule: messenger RNA, 5910 nt
Organism: Gopherus evgoodei (Goodes thornscrub tortoise)
Lineage: Eukaryota; Metazoa; Chordata; Testudines; Testudinidae
Gene: ESCO1
Product: establishment of sister chromatid cohesion N-acetyltransferase 1
Exons: 7
Coding region: 432-2897 (821 amino acids)
Biological process (GO): mitotic sister chromatid cohesion
Cellular component (GO): chromatin; nucleus
Molecular function (GO): protein-lysine-acetyltransferase activity
Source: RefSeq, a predicted model, not a curated record
UGUGCCGGGAAGCGGUUUCCGGAUUCGGGAUCAGAGAGCAACAACAACAAGCGUCGCAGACUGGUAACCGUCAUAAAUCGGGGCGGGGCAGUAGCAGGAUUGUCUGUGUGCCCGGAUGUGAAGAGAUUCCAUCCACUUGCUUCUGCUUUCUAGCGAGGCUGCAGACUUCUGGGCGACAUGGGAAAGGUGCACGAGCGCCAGUGACCUCGCGCCACUCACCCGGCUAACGCGAGCCCCUGCCCCUCCCCCAACUCGCGCCACGUGCCCCCGCUCCCCAGAACCGCGGCUCGCGCUGCGGGCGCGCACCGGAGGAGACUCGCUGAGGUGACAUGUAAUGCCUUGUCUACAACCAAAUUUGUAAGGAAUGCUUUUGGCACAGCUUGAUAAGUUACUUUUUCUGAAACAUCGAUCGCUUCUUAUAAAAUACGUAAAUGGCAGCCCAAAAAAGGAAGUCAGCAAUAGCAGAAUCUUCUGCUAAACGUCGGAAGCUAGAUAGGAACAGCAAAUCAUCAACAAAGAAAGAAAAAGAGGUGUCAGCCACAAAACAUGUCAUAAAUAAAUCAAAGCCAAAUAAAAGUGCAAUGCAGAAGAAAGCAAUGCUUAAAAUCUUGGUCAAACCUAACAGGUCAGUGGUAAAUAAAGACAUCAAUAAUUGUGCUAGGCAGUCCUCCCGUUCUAAACUAGUGCAGAAAUGUUCAAAGCAGUGUGAACUUCAAUUAAAGGAAAGAUCCAGUAAAACAGUACCUAUGAAAAAAUCUUCCCUGAAAUCAUUAGGUAAAGUAUCUACUACAAAAACACCCUCCAGAUCUCCAAAAAUAAACCAUACUACUUUCUUGAAAUCUACAAAGGCUUCCUCCAAAACAGAUCCUGAAGGGAAGGACAAAUGUGCUUUACAAACCAAAGUUUCAGUUGAAAGCAGGAGACAGCAAUUAAAGUCAACUUUAGAUAUUAAAAAGAGUUCAUUGAAACCUCAAAGUAUUAGGCAAUCUGUCUUGCAGUCUGUAAAAACUUUAAAUGAAACUAGGAACAUACACGUGGAUAUGAAAUCUGUUAAGGGAAAUUCUGCAGAAGGUAAUUCUUCUACAAGUACUAGAGCUGUAAAAAUGACUGAUAAAAAUUUAGGGAUACAAGUUCAGAAUCCUAAAAAGAAUCUUGCAAAAAAGUCAACUUCUCAAGAUGCUGAACAACCAUUGAUUAAAUCUUUCGGUGACAACAAAUGUGAACCUGAAUUAGGAAUGCACAUGAUGACAAGAUCAUCAGGCACAAACACUAAAAUAGCUGUCAAAGACACACAACAGCAACCAAAAGCCACAAAAAAUAAGGAAGUGUGCCAGAAAAAGUCAGUACGAGACAUUCCUACGCCAAGACACAUCAUUAUCCCAGAUGAGCAGCUAACCAGGCGAUCACAUAGAUUGCAGCAGUUAUCAGAUACAUCAGCAAGAUCCCUUCGUAAUAGAGAAAUUAAAGAAGGAAAAGCUUCAGAAGUGCAACAGGGCACUCAAACAAAAGGAUGUAUUCAGGGUACUAGAAUUGAAACAGUUAAACCUCUUAAGCAGAAAACAGAAAAGAAAAAUAAGAAAACAAAAUCUAAUUUUAUAAGUGGAGAUGAAGAAAUAACUGUAGGAAUAACCAGCUCUCUUCCAGAGAAAAAAUGUAAAAUGGACCGUAAAACCAAUGAUUCCAACAGUUCUCAGCAUAGCCUGCAAGGCUCAAGAUUAUUUCUUGUUCAUAAAAAAGUAGAAAUGGUAAGUUCUCUUCAACCAACUUCUGUGACAAUAAAUAAGGAAAAACAACCACUGCAUCAGAAUGUGAAAAGCAGUGUAAAAGCAAAGAGAGUUUUGCAGCCACCUGUAAAUGAAAAAGAUCUAGCCAAUCAGCCUGAGAACGUUGUGAAGUCCAAACGGGUAAGCAUUCUUGAACUCUGUGAAGAAAUUGCAGGUGAAAUUGAGUCAGAUACAGUAGAGGUGAAAAGAGAUUCUCCCAACACUGAAUAUAGAAAAGGAGAAGAAAAACGUGCAGAAACACAGCUGUCACAGACUGUAAUCCUUACUCAGAAGGAACCAAAUCAGAGCACUCAGUGCAAGCGUUUUUUCCCCAGCAAAAAAGGAAUACCUGUCAAAUGUGUUCUGAAUGGCAGAAAUAGUCCUGCAAACAAAAACUCUAAGUGGACCAGAAUUAAACUAGUGAAAGCUAAUAAUAUACAUCAAAAUAAAUUUAACUCUGCAAGUGUUCCCAAGCUGGAUUUGUUAGAAACUAAAAUUAAAGUUCCAGAAUCAAGUCAAGCCAUGGGUGCGGAAAUACAGCUUUCAAAGUCCCAAGGUAAAUUGUCAAUGACAAAGCCAUGUGAAAAUAAAAGUGCAAUUCAUGUACAGGAGAAAUUGGGAGCAGUUUCUUCUGAAAGAGUCAGAGCUAAAGAUGUGACAUCGGAAACAAAGCAACCCACAAAAAAAGUUGCUGAAAACGGCUUGUUGGAUAAUCGGACAAAACAUGUUCCGGAGCCAACACUAGAUGAGAGUUUUAGCUUGCAUUUGGAUACAAGUCCAGAAAGCACUCCAGUGAAAAGUACUGCAGCAGCACCACCACCACCUAAGCAAGCCAAAAAGGAGAUAGAGAGUGACUCUCAAGGUCCGGCUCCCAAGCAGUUGGUGCGCACUUUAUUCACAAAUCAGACAUCUGAGACUAGUGAGAAGAGGGUUCCUUUGCCAAACCAUUCAUUAGCAUCAAGGUGCGGUAGCUUCCUGUCAUCAGAGCAGCAUAUUCAAAAACUAAGAGAAGCAGGAAAAGAUGACAAACAGCUGAUCAUCGCUGUAUUUGGUUUCUCAAAUACAAAGAGGAGCUUCAUUUAUGAAGGAAAGUGGAGAGGAAGAGAAGUAAAUUUGCCUUUGCAUAUAAACUAAUCCUCAGUUUAUGCAAAUGAUACACUCACUUAUCCUCACUAGUGAGAUUCUAUCUGGCAGAUUUUUCUGUGUGAGUUUACAUAUGAAUGCAUUACACUUAUGUAAUGAGAUACGGAUAUUUUUUCAAAGCACUGACUAAAAUUAAAGAUAGGGAAAGAACUUUUCCACAAAUCACUGAUGAGCUAGCUCCAUCAAUAACUGAUACAGUGAGAGAUAUAUUUUAAAUAAUUAAAAAUAAAUUGGUAAACUAAAAUACAAAUAGCUAUUUCUACUAAAGAAAAAGUAGAGCAAAAACUAUUGAACCAAAGAAUUUAAAAAUGUGAAGUGGAGCAAAAGAACGCAAAUUGUCCUAGUUUGAAGGACCACACAACACUGCAGCAGAACCAAUUAAAAAAUUGAACCUGUUAAAGCAGACAUUACCACUACCUGCACUUUUGUAAUAUUAAAGCAUUACUAAGAAAUAAAUAGUCCUUAAUCUGCUAAAAAUAUAUACUAAGGACACAAGCCUGAAGUCUCUCUCUUUCCUAAAGCAUGAAAUUUGCCUCUCUGGGUGGGAUUACAAAAUAACAGAUAUAUAGACAGAAUAUGUUCAGAAAUGCCAGAAUAUUAAACUGUUCAGAGAUGUGAUUUAUAUCUAACACUUACUUGCAACAUUCUCAAUUAUUGCCUGUUUAGGUCUCAGGUGACUAAUUUUAGACAUACAGAUAAUCCCCUUUACUUCAGCAGGGCUGAAUGGGGGCCUUAAAACCCAACUUUUGGUUGUACAAUAAUAGAAUUUGAUCGGUCUUUGAUAUAGGUUCUUUGUAAGGAAAAAAUAGGUAUGAUUUUCACUGAUCAUAAACCAAUACUUUUUGUAACUGACUGGCUUAUUUUUUCUCAUUUUCAGUGUUUUUAAAGAGUGGUUUGUUCAGUGCCAUAACAAAAAAGAAAAGUCUUAGUUAUGUAGUAUAUAGUGUAGUAAUUUUAGAGGGAGGAAGAAAGCAUAGGGGUCUUCAUCAAAAUGUGUGAGGGAAAACAAAUUUACAUCUGAGACUAGUUCAUUGUGUUGUUUUGUUUAAAACUGACAGUGUCACACUUGACUUUUAAACUUCAGCAGAAAUACACAUUAAAAUAAAACACAAUCUCCAAAAUAUUAAUUGUAUACAACUUUUAACAUUUGCAUGUUAAUGCAAUCCCUGUUUAUCAAUGAAGGAUAUAGUUGUUGUUCUUCUAGUUCACUUUAAUCAUAUAAUAAUAUAUAUGAGACAGUGACAAUAUAGGCUUCUGUCCUAUCUGCAAAAACUGACUAAAGCCUUCAAUCUAGGUGCGCAGAAGCUUACUUUGCCAAGUUAGUUUUUUUUAAUAAAAUGUGAAACUAGAACCAGUUGAAAGAGUGGCAAUUGCAUUAAAUUAAAAAAAAACAAAACUUGUUUUUUGAAAUUCGUAAUUGGCAAUAUUAUUUUUUGACAAACUCUAUUUCCAGAUAUUUAGUAUUUUAAAGAAAUGUGUAAAUGAGUAUUUGCUGUAUAGUGUGUGUACAGCCCAUUUAAAAACUCUUUGAAACAUGUAAAAUAUAGUAAUUAUCUUGCAAAUAUUGUCUGAAUAUUUUGCAUAUUUUACAUCUCUUGGAAUUUCUGGCAUGCUGUUAGGAGCAGCAUUUUAUUAUACUCUUAUUGUAAACAACAUAGUUCAAAUUGCUGCUCAGACCCAUUCACUACUUAAUUAAAACAUUAAACAUCCAAUUUUUUUUAGGAGUUUUGUUCUUAUCAGUGGUAAGAAAAUUAUUCCUAUGGUGGCUCCUAUAGUUAGAGAUGUAACCCUCUUGGUCAUCAGUCUAUCCCUAUCUCUCUACCUCAUCUCUUCUAACUUGCCAAAAAACCUCUCAUCUAUCAGGGGUGUUCUUUGUUGUAAGAUGUUAGGACCUUAAGCACAACAUUAAUUACCACUUCUUUACUGUAGCUGUGACCAUGUUAAUAUAUUGGCUUUACAUUGUGUAUUUUAUGACCCUUUGUCAUUCUAACUGUUCGUACAAUGCCAGAGUUCUUCCUUGGGACUGAGCUAUGAUAUAAAUCUUAUCAAAUAGUUUUAUAAAUUCUACCAUUCUGUUCAGUAUUUGGAGGGAAUGUUAUGGGUAAAACAAUUUCCCCCCCCAUACGCAGUUUUAUAUUAUCUGUUUAACAAGAAUUUAGUCCAUAAGAUGUUCGUAUAUUGUCUCCUUUAUAUAGUGUGUAUAUUUACUGAAUACCUUUUUGUAUUAUCUGUGAGUAUAAAAUCUAUAACAAGCGCAAUUUGUCUACAAAAGGCAUUAAAAAUUGUCUUGCCAUGUUUGCUUGUAAAUGACAGUUUGUUCUCUCUCAGUAUAAAAAUCUUCUACAACUUGUACUGAUUUUUUUUUCCAAAUUUUUUUUAUGGUGUAUGUCACUAGUGUCUGAGCAUGCCUAACCAUUAAUUAUUCCUCACAUCACAACUAUUGUUCUCAUUUUACUGAUGUAAAACUGAGGCACAGAAAGAUUAAAUGUCUUGCCCAAAGUUCCCAGGAAGUGUGGCAGAACCUAGAUCUUCUGAGUGCCUUAAGAUCAUCUUUCCUCUUUUUAUGAAGGUUACAAAACAAAUUUAAAAGAGCAGUGAAAACCUAAUACUAUGUGUGGACGCAUACUCAGAAUUAUACUUUGGAGGUAGAAUCUUUUUAUGUUCAAAGCUACUUAAAAACAUUAAAUCUCUGUAGCAACUUUCAGAUCAGUAUGAUGUCUGUUUUACAGACCAUGGAAAGUGACGUAGCAAGAUUCAGUGACUUGCCCAAGGUUGCAUAGAUUGGGUUAGAAUUUAAGUCCCUUAUUGUUGUGUUCAGACUAAUAUAACAAUCCAGUCUGAGAUAUUAUAAACUAUGAUAUAGGAAGUCAGACCUUAAGUAACUUCUAAAAUCUUACAUAUUCAGUUGACAUUGUUGCUGGUUAAAUGAGCUCCCAUAUUUAUGCAAAAUUAAGGUGUUUGUUUUUUUUUUUUUUCAAUUAAACUUAAGGGGAGUAGAAGUACA